GGCGAAUGAUGGACAACUCGUGUGUGUGCAUUGCUGAUAAAUAUUUUAUUGAUUAUUUCGUAGAAGGAUUAUGUGAUAUCCAAUUUGCUGAUAGCAAUUUUUGAUAAGUUUUAGAAGAUCACACAAAAUAUAUACGUAAUGUCCAGCUUGACGAGUUUUGUAUCAACUGCUUGGAAAGCGUGGGUGCCUCAAAUCACAGCAGUUCGCUUUCGAUAUUGGGCCGACCGGCCAAGAAUAGUGAGGCGAUAUGGAUACAAAGAUCCAAUUGAUCAGACAGGUACUUUGGCUCAUACUGGUGGAAACAAGCCAGUAAUUGAGUUACCAAUAUAUCGUCCAAAAAAUGCCUGGACUCAAAGAAAAGCAUUAUUUGGUAUCAAUAAUUACAUUGAUAUUCUUGCUGAGGAACCAAUAAAAGUUACAAAAAUAAUGUACAACGUUCCCGCUUGGCUUAGAGGAGUGAAAGGAACUGAAUAUCAUGUUUUGUUGAAAAAAAGACAAAUGUUAAAACGUGGUGUAUACCCUCUGGCUAGACCUACAAAGUGGAAGGAACUAGAAAAGCGUAUACGUUAUCUUUAUAAAUUUAUGAACCGAAAAACUAAAACUUUUUACAGUAAUAAAUAAAAUAUAUUUAAAUGUCUGAAUAAAAUAGCUUAACUUUGAAAA
Phymastichus coffea is the source of this 663-nucleotide messenger RNA. It is a transcript of the gene mRpL51, whose product is annotated as large ribosomal subunit protein mL51. The transcript has 2 exons. Gene Ontology annotation, cellular component: mitochondrial large ribosomal subunit. NCBI's taxonomy places the organism in Eukaryota, Metazoa, Arthropoda, Insecta, Hymenoptera, Eulophidae. Gene Ontology annotation, biological process: translation. The record is from RefSeq and is a predicted model, not a curated record. Bases 139 to 621 code for a protein of 160 amino acids. Gene Ontology annotation, molecular function: structural constituent of ribosome.